Armigeres subalbatus is the source of this 1184-nucleotide messenger RNA. RefSeq names its product fibrinogen-like protein A. The record is from RefSeq and is a predicted model, not a curated record. Bases 27 to 1019 code for a protein of 330 amino acids. Lineage: Eukaryota; Metazoa; Arthropoda; Insecta; Diptera; Culicidae. The transcript has 2 exons.
UAAAGUCGUCACAGUCGGUGGUAAAAAUGUUCCAGCUGCUGAAAACCAUUCUCUUGAUUUUGGCGAUCUACAGUAAUUUGAUCGCUCAUGCUAUUUCGAGUGAGGAACCGAUUGAAGAAAAAACAAAGUGUGUGUGCACAGAGCUUGUUCGCAAAAUUGAACAUCUUGAGUCGAAAAUCUUGGAGCAACAAGUGGAAAUAAAAACCUUCAUUGAACAUAUAGUGUGGGCUCAACAAAAUCUAGUGCAACUUUUGAACGAGAAUUUCCAACAUAAAGCGUUGUUGUUCAACACUUCAAAUCAUGCAAUGCAAUCACACCGAGAUGAGGAUGAGGAUCACCAGGAACAGUCAAAACAUGUAUUCAACAUUCAACCGAAUGCCAUCCGAUCAUGCUCAGAAGAACCUACGAAAGUAUCCGGAAAAUAUUCAUUACACCUAUUCCAUCAUGAAAAUCCCAUCGAAGUGUAUUGUGAACAAGAAAAGUUUGAAGGUGGAUUAUUAGUCAUCCAGCAGCGCUUCGAUGGUUCUGUGGAUUUCUUCCGCAAUUGGACCGAGUAUAGAAAUGGGUUCGGUGAUGUUGAUGGUGAAUUUUGGCUUGGACUGGAAACGGUACAUCGUCUGACGAAGAACCGAAACUAUGUUCUGAUUAUAGAACUGCAGGAUCUCGGUGGUAAGAACAUUUAUGCCCAAUAUGAUGAAUUUGAGAUUGGCAGCGAAGCUGAAAAGUAUUCCCUAAAACGGCUUGGAAAGUAUAACGGAACGGCUGGCGAUUCACUGUCGAAGCACCACAAAGGAAUGAUGUUUUCGACUAAGGACAAGGAUAACGAUAGAGAUCCCAUAAGGAAUUGCGCGACUUACGUUAUGGGGGCGUGGUGGUAUCGCAGUUGUCUCGAUAGCAAUCUAAAUGGAAAAUACACAGAUGAAAACAAACGAAAAGCUAUUACCUGGUACAGCUUCAAGAAAAGACUUGGAGGUUUUAGGGCUACAAGAAUGAUGAUACGAGAAAAAAAGUCAGUAUGAAUACCAGUUCAACUGGGUUACAUGAAAUAGAUUAUUUAUCCCUUAUUUUAAUUUUAUAAUUCUGUGAAAACGAAAAGCGACAGAAAUUAAGUUUCAAUCGAAUGACCUGCGAAAAAAAAUAUUCACUUUCGUUAAUUAAUUGUAACCUGCUUCCCAGAAUAAAUA